GGAUGUGUAGUCCCGCCUUGCGGGGCGAGCCUCCGGGGCAGGGAGAGGGGGGUUCGGGUUUUCGGGUUUUCGGGUUUGUGCUUCCCGCGCAGCGCUCGCGCCCCGCCCGGGCUCGCCGCUGACGUGGACGGCCCGGGAGGCUCCUGAGUGAUGCGGGGAGCGUUGUAAUGGCCGCGAGCGCCUCGACCGAGGGGGCGCAGUGAUCCCGCUCCGUUUUAGGGGGGCCCCUUAAGGGGGAGGCUAACGAAGGCGAGCGCGGCUCCGGGGCCGUCUGCUGCGCGGGCUCCAGGCCGCCGUGCUACUAGAGACCCCGGGGAGGCUGACCCCCCCCGCCCGCACCUGCAGCUGCACCUGCACCCGCACCCGCACCCGCACCCGCACCCGCACCUCCGCCAGCGCCGCAGGACCGGAUGACGGCGACGGGGACAUGCCGACCAACUGCGCCGCGGCGGGCUGCGCCACUACCUACGACAAGCACAUUAACAUCAGCUUCCACAGGUUUCCUUUGGAUCCUAAGAGAAGAAAAGAAUGGAUUCGUCUGCUUAGGCGCAAAAAUUUUGUGCCAGGAAAACACACUUUUCUUUGUUCAAAGCACUUUGAAGCCUCCUGUUUUGACUUAACAGGACAAACUCGACGACUUAAAAUGGAUGCUGUUCCAACCAUUUUUGAUUUCUGUACCCAUUUAAAGUCUAUGAAACUCAAGUCAAGGAAUCUUUUGAAGAAAAACAACAAUUGUACCCCAAAAGGACCAUCUAAUUUAAAACCAAACAUUAGUAGUCAGCAAGUACUACUUGAACACAGUUAUGCUUUUAGGAAUCCUAUGGAGGCAAAAAAGAGGAUAAUUAAACUGGAAAAGGAAAUAGCAAGCUUAAGAAAGAAAAUGAAAACUUGCUUACAAAAAGAACGCAGAGCAACACGAAGAUGGAUCAAAGCCACGUGCUUGGUGAAGAAUCUGGAAGCAAAUAACAUAUUACCUAAGGGCACAUCAGAACACAUUUUACCAACUGCCUUAAGCAGUCUUCCUUUGGAAGAUUUCAAGAUUCUUGAACAAAAUCCACAAGAUAAAACAUUACCAAUUCUAUAAAACAGUCAUUUAAGAUUAAUUGGUCUACAAGGAACUUGAGGCCCAUCCUUCAUUCUAUUCAAAGGUAAAGAUAUUUAAGGAAAUUAUGCCAAAUUGGAUAUUUAAUAAAGUUUUACUUAAAGUAACAUUAUAUAAUUUAUGAAGACUUGAUUAUAAAAAAAAAUGGAAACUUUCUAUGAAACUUUUAUUUGAAAAAGAAUGGAAGUGCCUUACUUAAGAAUUACGUACUGAAAAAUUUUGCUAAGAAAUUGUAUGUUUGCAAGGUGUUUUUUUGUCUUUUAAAAUUAAAGAACUGUGAUAUGUUUAAUUUAAAUUGGAAAAAAAUUGUUUUUCCUGUACCAGUGUUGGGAUAUUACAUUCUAAAUAGGAUGCUAAGUAGGAGUUAACCAACAUUAAAUAUGACUUUAAAACUGCUGGGCUUUGUAUUAAUUGAAUCAUUAUUGGCACUGGAUUUGGAAAUUUUAUAGGAAAAAAUUCUGAGGUAUAAGGCAAAUUCUGUUAUUUAGUUAAACUUUCUGUAUCUACUCACCAAUAAAAGUGAGUUAAUCAUGGCUUCCCUCAUGAAAAUAUUGGCUUUUAAAAUAGAUUGUAAAAAAAAUAAAAUAAAAUAGAUUGUAAAAUAUUUUGAAAAUAAUAUUUUGGGGAUCCCUGGGUGGUGCAGCAGUUUGGCGCCUGCCUUUGGCCCAGGGCGCGAUCCUGGAGACCCAGGAUCGAAUCCCACAUCAGGCUCCCGGUGCAUGGAGCCUGCUUCUCCCUCUGCCUAUGUCUCUGCCUCUCUCUCUCUCUCUCUCUGUGACUAUCAGAAAGAAAGAAAGAAAGAAAGAAAGAAAGAAAGAAAGAAAGAAAGAAAGAAAGAAAGAAAGAAAGAAAGAAAGAAAGAAAGAAAGAAACCCUUGUGGAUAGGUGAUUUAAAAAAAAAAAAGAAAGAAAAUAAUAUUUUGAAAGUGAAGUACUCUUGCAUCAUCCAAGCAAGGUAAGGCCUCAAGAACCUCAGACUAGUGAAAAUAGGUAGCCGAUUAUACAUCGUGAAAUACUCUAGACAUUGUGAUCUAGCUUUUACCUUAAAUAAAACGAUAAAUUCAUAUUAUUUUUUUUCCUCAUAAUAAAAAUAUUUCAUUUUCAGUUCCAAAGAUGUUACAUUAAUUAGGCAACAUGAUACAAAGUUCUGUUAGGAAUACCCCCUUGCCCGCAUAUAUGUUGAUACCAAAACUCUUACACUGUUUUUUCCCCAUAAGCCCUCAUUAGGUUUAAUCACAGAAAGGUACUUACCAUAUUAUAUCUUCACAACUUAGAUGGAAUCAAUCUAUUGUACAUAUCAGCUUGCUUUUAUCUCCCUUUUUAGCGAGUCUAAUAGAGCAACUGUACUGCAGAAGGGAAGUGAAAUGUAUUUUCUAUAUAAAUACAUGUGUCUGAAAAGCUAUGCAAAUGCUAAUUAUUUUACAAAAUAGAACUAUGAUAGUUUCCACUUGAACUAAUUAAGCGGUUCACCAUAAUUCACCACAUAAAUUUUUGAUUUUAAUAAGAAUCCUUCCCUUCAAAUGUGAUUUUUGGGAAAAUCACAUUAAAUUUAUUAAUGUGUAAUCAAGUUAUUCAAUCUUAGUUCAGGCUUCUGACACUACUAUAUGAAAGUAGCAUGCAUCUACCUAACCAAAAUUGCUCUAAAGUUCUUCCUUUAAGGUAAUAGCUAUCUUAUUUUAUAAAGAAAUUUGGCGGUUUUAUCAGGGUGAAAGUUUUGUUUUUGAUAGUAUUUGCUUGGAUCCUAGCAAUAGUCUCCUUCCAGCAUUAGCACUCUUUCUUUUAAUAAGGAUUGCCUCCCAACCAACUAGAUUUCACAAAGGCAAGGAUAAGAAAAGUCUGUAUUAUUAUCAUCAGGCACUUACAACAAAUAUUUAUGAAAAUCCUUUUGUGAAUAUUGUAAACCUUGUUAGUCAUUUUAUUUUAAAUAUUGGACAUAACUCCUUGGAAUUGUCAUUUUGUUUUUUUUCUACUAUGGUUUCAAAUAUCUCUUCACUUACUGACCAUAACGUUAUACCUCAAAAUAAGUUGGGCUAAUAAUCAUUUAAACAUAAACUGUUUUCCAACAAUAAACUCUCAUGUAGUUCAUCACCCCUCUCCAAUAUAAAACAAAAUACUAAUUAAUGAAGGUCAGUUCCUAUCUACAAUAGUAUCUUGGUGUCUUAAGGUAACAUUUUAAAAAUUACCCCAAAAUCCCAUAAAAUACAAGCUUUUGACAAAGUUAACUUAGACUUCAUUAUUAUUUGAGACUACUGAAUAAAUUACCACUCAGUAAUUUUAAAGUAAAUUUUUUUGGUGUUUUCUCCAUGUCAUUGUCAGGUUACUGUCCUGAUAACAUGCUUUAAAUUCUCCCUGCAUCAAAUUGUUUCAUUAACAUACAGAUACUUGUCUACCUUAAAACUAGGUUCAUUCAUAGAGAAAAACCUAAAUCUUUUUAAAUCCUGUUUUCAGUAGUUGAUAAACUUAUCAUUUUGACUGUCUACCAUCUGCUCUUUUUCAUCUGCUGGACCCAACACAUAUCCUCUGUUCAUUCUCUGUUGUUAUUCAUUCUAUGCCUGCCAGGAACUAACCUCUACAAAGAACCAGCAAAAGGCUAAUGACUUUAUAUAAAGAUGACAUGAUUAUCUGCCCUUAAAUUCCUUAAGAGUCUCCUGAGAGAAAAAAAAAUAUCUUUGUAAUACAAUAUGAUAAAUGUCAUAAACAAAAUAUAUGUGAAGUGCUUUGGUAAAUGCUGUUGAGUUAGAAUUUAAUAAGUAUAAACAUUUUAGACCUUUUUCCCAAAAAACUUAUCCCUUGAAACAAAACAGAUUUUUCUUAUGACUUACCAAAUGAGAUAGAAAGACAUCAGUAUGGACUUGAAUUAAAUAGUGUUUUCAUGAAUUGUAAAUUUUUCCCCUUGAAAAUGAACACUGAACAAAUUAGUUGUUAAUGGUAUCUUUGUUAACAGGAAAACGUAACUGAAUAAAAUACUGUGUCAAACCCAAGUACCCAGAUUUAUUUGACAUUUGAUGUUUUUAUAAAAUAACGAUCUACUAACAGAUUUUUACAAAUAAUUCAGCUCAGAGUCUUAAAGUUAACAAAGCCCUAUGGUAUGCAUUAGCUCUCUUGUCCUUUACAAAUAUUCUGUGGUGGGUGGCAUUAUCUCCAAUAUACAGAUGAAGAAAUCCUUGUUAAUGUUAUUUAUUUACUUAGACGUUUAAUGUGUGCUUAUUGGCACAAGGAAUAGAAAUGCCAGCAGUCCAGGAAGUUAAAUCCUAAAUUGAACAAUGGUGUUCAGCCUUCAAAUCCUCUGCUCUGCCCUCCACGUUUUAGCCCCCUAUCCAAAAUAUCAAUCAUGCUAUUAAAGUAGGAUGUCCUGUGUCUCAAAAAACUAAAAUAAAAAAUUUUUACAUGUGUAUAUACUUAAGAUAGUCUGUGAAGUCAGUAUAGAACUUUUCUAGGUAAACUUUAUAAUGUUUGUAUUUUAUCUCAUUUCUCAAUAUUAGAAUACGGGUACAUUUUAAUUUUGGUAUAAUUGAGAAAAUAGCUCAUCUUUAUGCCAGAAUGUAGUUUUAUUUAGGUAUUUAGACAGUUGGAAAAUUUCUAAAAUUGAUGAUUUUAUAAUGUAUGUUAAACAAUUACAUAUUGUAUUCUGAGUAUGUUGAUAUUAAACAUUUUUUUACAAGGAAAUUACUGUCAUUCCUAUUAUUUUACAAAAAUGUACAUGAAUAUCUCUGGGGAAAUCUUUCCCCUAAAUGGACCCCCUAAAAUACUUCUGUAGAAGUCCUUGCCCCUAGAUUGAAGCAAAUUGUAAACAAAAUAAAGAUAUGUAAAGCCUA
Canis lupus familiaris (dog) is the source of this 4917-nucleotide messenger RNA. RefSeq names its product THAP domain containing 2 (gene THAP2). NCBI's taxonomy places the organism in Eukaryota, Metazoa, Chordata, Mammalia, Carnivora, Canidae. The transcript is spliced from 3 exons. Bases 428 to 1084 code for a protein of 218 amino acids. The record is from RefSeq and is a predicted model, not a curated record. Gene Ontology annotation, cellular component: nucleus.